Bombina bombina (fire-bellied toad) is the source of this 8028-nucleotide messenger RNA. It is a transcript of the gene CXCL14, whose product is annotated as C-X-C motif chemokine ligand 14. Gene Ontology annotation, biological process: cell chemotaxis; antimicrobial humoral immune response mediated by antimicrobial peptide. The record is from RefSeq and is a predicted model, not a curated record. Gene Ontology annotation, molecular function: chemokine activity. Lineage: Eukaryota; Metazoa; Chordata; Amphibia; Anura; Bombinatoridae. The transcript has 4 exons. Bases 142 to 441 code for a protein of 99 amino acids. Gene Ontology annotation, cellular component: extracellular region.
AGCGACGCUCAGACUAGAGGUAGAAUUGAAGCAAGACAGCAGGCUGGAUAUAUAGAGCUCACACAGCACCAGCUAAUUGUAGCAACUGAGUUAAGAAGAUAAAAGCAAAUCACUUGACUUUUGUUGUAAGGAAUUUUAACCAUGAGACUUGUGAUAGCAGCUCUGUUACUGCUGUUCAUUGCAGCAUGUACAGUCCGUGUGGAAGGGUCAAAAUGUAAGUGUUCCAGAAAAGGACCAAAAAUAAGAGUUACAGAUGUGCAGAAGCUGGAAAUCAAACCAAAGUACCCAUAUUGUGAGGAAAAGAUGAUUAUUGUAACCAUGCAGCACGUAUCAAGAUUUAGAGGGCAGCAGUAUUGUCUGCAUCCUAAACUUCACAGUACAAAGAAAUUCCUCAAAUGGUACACAAUAUGGAAGGAAAAAAACAGAGUAUAUGAAGAUUAAACAAAGGACACACAGACAAAAAAGGGUAGUGGCCAUCUGUCAAGAAGAUUACUUCUUUCCUGUUCUUAAGAUGUAACUGUACAUUUCUCUUAUUAGAAGACAAUAGUCCCAAGCAUUAGUUCUUUCUUUUUGUAGCUAUACACAGUAAAAAAACAAACAAAAAAAUAACUUUUAGAGCUUAGAACUGUUUCAUAGAUCAUAGCUUUUAUUGCUUGUAAUUUUCUGAAAACUGAAAUACUUGUGCUGUUACAAAAUGUCCUGAUUUUAUUGUGGCUUUUAAUUUUGCAGAUUGGUAGUAGAUGGUAUGAGCUUUUAUAAGCUUGUUUGAAAAUAUCUGGAUGAGGAGAGACGGUUCAAAUAAUUUAUUUCGUGUUUUUCUUUCUCCCAGACAUAUUAUUUAAGGCACGGAAAUCUAUCCCUAAAAUAUAUAUAUAUAUAUAUAUAUAUAUAUAUAUAUAUAUAUAUUUAUCAUUUUAAAUACUUUUGAUUGUUCUUGCUAGUUUUGGGCCUAUAAGAUGUUUAACAGGUUAAUGGGUUAAAAAGACACAGUUUUUUUUAAUGCACGUUCCACUCCUGAAUAAACCAACUGUUAUACUGCUGUAUUAGCUUCAACUUCAAUUUAACCAAUUUUACUUUUACUUAUUUUUUUAAUAAAAAAUACUGUGAAUAUUUUAAAUGCCACUCUUUCAUAUGCAAAAAAAAACUUUUUUGUAUUACAAUUUCCCUUUAAGUUUAAUAGCAAUAUUAAACUGUAGCGAAUCAUGUCUGCCCGACUCGCUAAAUUGCUUACAACAUACAAUGUCGACAUUUAACAUUGCACAAGCAUUUCUAGAGAAAUGCUUGUGCAAUGCGCCACCUGCACAUUUGCGGCCAAUCGACCACUAGCAGGAGGUGUCAAUCACCCCAAUCGUAUCUGAUCGUGAUGAUUGCAGUCCGCCUAAAAGGUGGCGGACAACUUAAAGGGAUAGUCUAGUUUAGUCAAAAUUAAACUUGUAUGAUUCAGAUAGAGGAUGCAAUUUUAAGAAAUUUUCUAAUUUACUCCUUUUAUCAAUUUUUCUUCAUUCUCUUGAUAUCUUUAUUUUAAAAAGCUGGAUUGUAAGCUAAGAAGCCAGCCCAUUUUUGGUUUAGCACCUGGAUAGCGCUUGCUAAUUAGUGACUAAAUGUAGCCAUCCAAUCAGCAAGCGCUACCCAGGUGCUGAACCAAAAAUUGGCCGGCUCCUAGACUUACUUUCUAUUUUUUUUUAAAUAAAGAUACCAAGAGAACAAAGAAAAAUUGAUAAUAGGAUUAAAUUAGAAAGUUGCUUAAAAUUGCAUGUUCUGUCUUUUAUUUUUGGCUAGACUAUCCCUUUAAGGAGCAGUGGUCUUGUGACCGCUGCUUCUUAACUUAGGUUUCUGGUGAGCUUGAAACCUUGGGCGUAGAAAGUAGCAUCUGCUGCUUGAUAAAUCUACCCCAUGGAGUCAACCUUACAUUAAAGGAACCAUUGUUAGCAUACAUAAUCUGGCAUAUCGCAAUUAAAAAUAAAGAUAUACUAAAUUUACAUUGACUGCCAAAAAGUGCUAACUGCAUUGUAGCUUUCUCAGGCAACAAGAUAGAUAAAAUGGUUAAGAAUGUCUCAUGCUUUCUAUCCAGGAUUUCUUAAAGGGACAGUAAAGUCAAAAUGAAACUUUAAUGAUUCAAAUAGAAGAUGCAAUUUUAAACAACUUUCCAUUUUACUUCUGUUAUUUCAUUUUCAUUCUUUAUCUUGGUAUUUUGUUGAAGAGCAUGGCUAGACAGGCCCAGAAGCAGCAAUGCACCUCUGGGAACAAGCUGCUGAUGACUGGGAGCUCCAUAUUUAUGCCUGUAAUUACCGGCUCAUGUUUAGCUAGCUCUCAGUGGUGCCUUGCUGCUCCUGAGCCUACUUUUCAACAAAGAAUACCAAGAGAACAAAGUAAAUUUUGUUAUAGAAGUAAAGUAGAAAGUCUAUCGGAGUCAUGCAAUUUUAAUUGUGACUUUAAUAUCCCUUUAAGGUACCACUCUUGUUUUACAGUGCUAAAUCACUUUAUAAACUUUAUAUUUUAACUACUCACACAAGUUCAGUAAUUUGUGGAUUUUGUUUUCUCAUGAAAGAAGUAAACAAAAUAGUUUAAAACACUAAACUGAAAACUGAAACUCUACCAUAAGAAAACUGCUAUACAUGUAUAGCUUGUUACACUACAAUUCAAUAAAUAAAUAAAAAGAUAGCACACUGCAGAAAAUAUGCACUUUUAUCAUUAAAAAUAAAAUAAUACCACAAGUUUUAAAGUAAGGUUUUUCUAAAAUAAAAUAAGCUUUUUAAACAUAUAUAUAUUUAAUUUAAGAAAUAUUAUUUUUCUUAAUCCAGCAAAAAUAUAUAUCAACCAGAAUUUUUUUUUUAAUUGCAGAAUGAAAUGUGAAUUAAUAUUUUAGACUGGUUUUUUUCCCUUUGGUUUAUAGAUAUUAUUAUAUAGAUAUUGUUGCAAAAUGGCUUUUUAAGGUUAAUGAAAAACAAUAAUUUUUCUUCACUUUGCAGCAAUUCCAUCCUAAUUAUAAGAUUAAAACACUGAUAGACACAUUUUCCUCAUUCGAAACCCACAUGAUUCGCUUAUUCUCUCCUCUUUCUAUACGUGUUGCAGUCAUAUAUCCUCCUGGCUCCUCAACUCAAUUUCUAGAUCACUAGGCUGACUGGCUACCUUAUUUCCUUUCCUCAGACACCCCUUCCCUCAUUCUUGGUGACUUCAACAUCCCUCUUGACAAUCCCACUGCCUCCUCUGCAAAACAACUUCUGCAACUCACUUCCUCUUUCAGUUUGUCACAAUGGACUGAUUCUACCACUCACAAAGAUAGUCACUCCCUUGAACUUAUCUUUAGCUAUCGAUGCACCCUCUCAAACUUCACAAACUCCCCCUUUCCUCUUUCUGACCACCAUCUCCUUACUUGCAACAUAUCAUCCCUCCCUACAACUCUCCCUCCUUCUGCUCCUCACACCAAACUUCACAGAAGCAUUAUGUCAUUAGAUCAACAACAGCUUUCUAAUUCCCUCAAACCUCUCCUCUCAUCCUUCUCCUCCUUUUCAUGCCCUGAUAAAUCUAUCUGCCACUUUAAUUCCACCCUUACAUCCGUCCUUGACAAUUUCGCCCCUCUUACCAUAGCUCGGAAAUCAAACUCUCAUCCUCAGCCCUGGCAUACUUCUCUGACACGAUACCUUUCGCAGAUGUUCCCAUACUGCUGAGCGGCACUGGAGAAAAUCUAGGAGUUCAGCUGAUUUUCAACAUUACAAAUUUAUCUUGAACUCCUACUACUCUGCCCUUAAUUUCCAUAAGCAACACUAUUUCUCUACUCUUAUCUCUAAUCUUUCUUCAAACCCAAAACGUUUGUUCUCCACUUUCAAUACUCUUCUCCGCCCUCCCCCACUUCCUAAUGCAACUUCUCUGUCAGCUCAAGACUUUGCCAACCACUUCAAUAACAAAAUCGACUCCAUCAGAAGUGAAAUCAGCUCUCAACAUAAUUCCAUUCUCUCACCCCCUCAAAUACUCUCAAUCAACAACAACCCACAUAACCUUAAACUUAGCUCAUUCUCCCCUGUUACUGAGGAAGAAGUUUCAGCACUUAUACUGCUCUCUCACGUCACUACCUGUCCCCUUGACCCUAUCCCCUCACAGCUACUCCCCUCCCUCUCUGCCACCCUUACCCCUAUACUCACACACACUUUCAACCUCUCCCUCAGCACCGGUAUAUUUCCCUCAUCACUGAAACAUGCACUGGUCACACCUAUCCUCAAAAAACCUUCCCUUGAUCCUACUUCCCCAUCCAACUACCGCCUUAUUUCCCUCCUCCCUCUUGCAUCAAAGCUUCUCGAAAAACUAGCUUAUGCACGCCUAUCCCAUUUCCUUACAAUAAACUCCCUCCUUGACCCAUUGCAAUCUGGAUUUCGUACCCAUCACUCCACAGAGACAGCAAUUGUUAAGGUUACCAAUGACCUACUUACAGCAAAAUCAAAAGGCCACUUCUCUCUGCUUAUCCUCCUUGAUCUGUCCGCCGCCUUUGACACUGUUGACCACCCUCUCUUGCUGCAAUCCUUCGGUAUAUGGGACAUAGCCCUCUCGUGGCUCUCUUCCUACCUGUCAAACCGUACCUUUAGUGUAUCCUUCCCUGGGGCCUCCUCUGCCCCGUCACCACUUUCUGACAGAGUACCGCAAGGCUCUGUCCUCGGUCCCCUUCUCUUCUCAAUCUACACGUCAUCACUAGGUUCCCUAAUAAAGUCCCACGGUUUACAAUAUCAUUUGUAUGCCAAUGACACCCAAAUCUACUUCUCUGCACCAGACCUUUCUCCUUCCUUGCUAACCCAUGUCACUAAUUGCCUUUCUCACAUCUCCAACUGGAUGUCCUCUCACUACCUCAAGCUAAAUCUCUCCAAAACUGAGCUCCUUAUUUUCCCCCCUUCUUCUAAAGAAGGGGGGAAAAUCUCUCUAUAACUCUCUAUAAUCUCUCUAUAACUGUCGACAACUCCAUCAUUACCCCUACCCCGCAUGCCCCAUGUCUCGGGGUCACAUUUGACUCAGAUCUUUCUUUCACUCCUCACAUUCAGUUAUUGGCUAAAGCCUGCCGCUUCCACCUUAAAAACAUCUCUAAAAUUAGACACUUCCUUACACAAGACACAACUAAGAUUUUAAUCCACUCUCUCAUUCUCUCCCGCCUCGAUUACUGCAACUCUGUCCUCUCUGGUCUCCCCACCUACCGCCUAGCUCCUUUACAAUCCAUAAUGAAUGCCUCUGCCAGACUCAUCUUCCUUACACAUCGCUCUUCAUCUGCUGCACCUCUCUGCCAAUCUCUUCACUGGCUUCCUCUUGCCUCUAGGAUCAAACAAAAAAAUAUCAUUCUGACAUACAAAGCCCUCAACUGAACUGCUCCCCCCUAUAUCUCAGACCUUGUCUCCAGAUACUCUCCCUCCCAUCCCCUUCGCUCUGCUCACGACCUCCUACUCCCCUCCUCUCUUGUCACCUCAUCACACUCCCAUUUACAGGACUUCUCCAGACUGGCUCCCAUCUUGUGGAACUCUCUGCCUCGUUCCACAAGACUCUCUUCUAGUUUUAAAAGCUUCAAGUGCUCCCUAAAGACUCUACUGUUCAGGGAUGCAUACAACCUACUCUAACCUUUCUUUAUACCAGUUCCUCUCCUCCAUUGCUAUCCCCUGAACCCCCUUACCAUGUAUGCCUAAGAGUCCAGCUGUUUGUUGAUCACCUUCUCAAGAGCUGACCACAACAGUGCAACUCUUGGCAGGGCCCUCUACCCAUUUGAUCCCUAUAAUUGUUUUCUUGUACUCCGCCUUUGUUAAUAGCGCUGCAGAAUCUGUUGGCUCUCUACAAAUAACCGAUAAUAAUAAUAGACCUAAAUAUAUAUUGGAUAUUCAUUGAAAAGGUUUGGAUAUUUCAACACAAUUAUUUCUUAGAUGUAUAGAGACAGUUAAAGGGACUAAAAAGCAUAAAAAUAAGACAUUCCCUUUUUACAGUGUUUAUACUUCUGCUGAGGGAUUAAAAACAAAUAUAUUUUAUACAUUGAUGCUUCAGGGAAGAAUAUGGUCAGUAAAGUGACAUACAUAUGUAUUGUGCAAUCAUAAAAAACAUUCUACUUUGGAACAGGAUGGAGUACCAGGUGCAUUUAUUCGACUUUGACCCUUAGCACGAUUUAAACAUAAUGUAAAAAGUAAAUGUGUUUAAAAAACACAAAAUUUAGCAUUUUAUUUUUAAACUAUAAUGUCUCUUUUAAAAGGAAAUUAAAGUAAUUUUUUAUUUCUAGCUUAAAGUCUUUUAAUAUAUAUCACAAUUUUCCAUUCUAUGAAAAACAGGUGUUACUUAGAUGAAUAAAGCUACUUAUUACUUGAGUGCUUGUUAAAGUUUAUCCCUGUCCACUGAUAGACCAAUGACGUUUAUUCUCUCACCCAGGGUCCAAUGAUCAAAAGCUCUGUGUGCUUGCAAGAUUUUCUAAGACAUCUCAGCAGCACUAUGAAGUCCCUGUCCUUUCUAUAAAGGCAGUUCUUACAUUGAGAACAGUGUGUCUCGCAAAGGUGUGUUCCCUGCUUUUAAAAGGAUAUGAAACCCAACAUUUUUCUUUCAUGAUUCAGAUAGAGAAUACAAUUUUAAACAACUUUUCAAUUUACUUAAAUUAACAAAUUUGCUUAAUUCCUUUGCUAUUCUUUGUUAAAGGAGCAACAUUACACUACAGGAAGUUAGCUGAACACAUUGGGUGAACCAAGCGCAACUCUGGUGCUGUACCAAAAAUGGGCUGACUCCUAAACUUAGAUUCCUGCUUUUUCAAAUAAAGAUAACAAGAGAAUGAAGAAAAAUAGAUGAGGAGUAAAUAAGAAAGCUACUUAAAAUUGCAUGUCCUAUCUAAAUCCUAGAAGAAAACAUUUGGAUUUAGUAUCCCUUUAAGUAAAGGCGAUGCAUACAUAAUAAUAGGACUCACAAAAAAAGUCAUAAUUUAAAAAUCAUAUAAAAUGAAUAAAUGAAAUAUUUAAAUACAAAAUACACUGUAAAAAUGAUAUUGUUUAAAUCACAUUUAAAAUUGUAACAAAACUGUGAGGCAAAAAUGUCAUUUAUGAUUUUUUUUAAAUUUAUAUUGAAAUUAAAAAGCUAUUUAAGGCUCACAGUAGAAAAUCAUAAUAAACCUACACUGCACAUGUAAAAACCACCAUACACAGUAUUUAUAAUAUGAAAUGUAAAGUGUAUUGUUAUCUUUAAUGUUAAAUCUGGUUCCCUGCCUCUGCUAGUGGGCUGAACCAGGAACAUUCCAUGGUUGUAGAUUAAACAUUCCUUAUUCUCUUAAUUUCCCCCCUGCAGAUCUCAUCCUUUUUUUUUUCUUUGCAUACUAAAAGAUGGUGAGACUGUCAAAAUGUGCAAAACACUUAUUCUCAUACAAAAACAGUUGUAUAUAACAAAUAGAGGCAAUUUUAAAAUACUAUAUGCUGAAAGUAAUCUGAUUUUAUUUUAAAUUGUGUUUCCUUUUAACUUUACUCUCCCCAGUGAAGUUAACUUUUCCAGCUAGCUCCAGUACUUUCUGUAGGAGACAUCUCACAACUUGCAGUGCAUUUUCUGUUUUGUAUCAAUUUAAAAAUCUUCAUCAUAACAGUUUUUUCAUGUAAAAUAAUUAUUUUUGCAUGUUUAUUUGCUAUUUUUUUGUUUAAUGUCCCUUUAAUGAUGGUAGACAGUAUAAUUGUCUGAUCAAAACUCUAUUAUUAGGUGUAUAUCAUAUUUUUUGUAACCAAUAUACAUGACCAUAUAUUAAAAUUCUCACUACGUUCUUUUAUUUUUGCAUUUUUUGUGUAAAUAUUAGAUACAGAUCUAGCUGUCAGUAUUGAAUGACAUUUUAAAUAAACAAGGCUUUCUAUUCUAAGAAAAUCAUUUACUAUAUACUAUUUUAGUUUGUAAAUAAAUUAUGAAUUUUUUCAUAUAAAUAUUUGUAUAUUAUCUAUACAAUUGAUGUAUUGCACUGGUAAAUUGUCAUGUUAUUUAAGUACUUCCAGUUUGUAGAAAGUUGCAUGAUGGUUUCUUAUUCAAUUUGUUUUUUCCAAAUAAAAUGAAAAAGAAAUGAAA